This is a messenger RNA of Strongylocentrotus purpuratus (purple sea urchin), 918 nucleotides long. Its product is annotated as oocyte zinc finger protein XlCOF19. The record is from RefSeq and is a predicted model, not a curated record. Lineage: Eukaryota; Metazoa; Echinodermata; Echinoidea; Camarodonta; Strongylocentrotidae. The coding region runs from base 1 to 918 and encodes 305 amino acids. The transcript has a single exon.
AUGGAGGAAUACAACCACGGAAAGGGAUGGCAGUGUACGACAUGUGACAAGUCAUACGAGUCUGAAAUAGCAUUUAAAGUGCAUAUGAACAGCCACUCUAGAGUCAAGCAGUAUGACUGUUCUGUGUGCCAUCAGGCAUUCAUGUAUAAGCAGUCUCGCGAUAAGCACAUGAAGAAACACCAAAAACAUCACAAAUGUGGCGAGUGUGGUGAAUUUCUGUAUGAAAAGACUCUUGAGAAGCACGUGAGGAGACACAGCGGUGAGAAGCCUUUCAAGUGUUCUGAAUGUCAGAAGGAAUUCAUGUUUCAAAACAAUCUUCAGAAACACAUGGAAGGACACACCACCCCUAGACCUCACCCAUGCCCAAAGUGUAACAGAGGAUUCUACUUCAAGAGUAAUCUGAAUAAGCAUGUGCGAAAACACACUGCCCCAAAGCCCUUCCAAUGUUCUUUCUGUAAUAAGGGAUUCAAUUUCAAGCGAGAUCUGAGGAGUCAUACCAAGUCGGCACACCCCGAAGAAGAUGAUCUUCAAUGUUCUGAGUGUUACGAGUCAUUUACUAGCUCUACAUCCAUGUAUACCCACAUGAAAACACAUUUUGACGAGAGUUCUUAUGCGUGUCCCAAGUGUAUGAAGAAACAUCCCUCUAAAUUUGCCCUCUCUGUACACAUGAGUAAGCACAUUAAGAUCGCGCGUCAUAAAUGCAGGCCAUGCAAGACGAUGCUGACUACCAGGUGCCAGCUUGCCCUUGACAUUAUGCGUAAACGCAUUGGGAGUAAGCUUCCUACGUGCUCUCAGUGUGAGAAGAGGUACAUAACCAACGAUGAGCUGAUCCGACAUGAAAACACACAAAGCAAAGAACAGCCUUCGGAAUCGGGCGGACGAGUUCAAGACAUCCUCCCCCAGGGAAUCACAAGUUAA